This is a messenger RNA of Prorocentrum cordatum, 1006 nucleotides long. NCBI's taxonomy places the organism in Eukaryota, Dinophyceae, Prorocentrales, Prorocentraceae. The record is from the annotation of a GenBank genome assembly.
AGGGGCCCGCCGCGCGCCCCGCGGGCCGCCCCCCCCCCCGCGCUCCUCCGGCCUCGGCGGGGGGGCGGCCGGCGGGCGCGGGGGGGCCAUGGGCCGCUUGGGCCCGGCGGACUGGAGGAAUGGCGGCCCCCGCGCGCGCCGAGGACGUGCUGCCCUCCUGGACGCUGCCCUUAGGGGGGCAGGUGCGGGGGAUGGCCCCCGACGCAGUGGAGAGCUUGCGGGGUGACUUGGCGGAGCUGGGCAGGGAGGCGGGGAUCAGCGCGGAGUUGACCCAGGGCGGCGUCGAGGGCGAGGACGCCGUGGCGCUGCGAGGUGCCUUGGGCGCGCUGGCGGGUGCGCAGGACCUGCUCGGCCAGGUGCUGGAGUUCUACGGCCUCCGCGGUGCCUGCGUCGGGCGCACCUGCGUACAACUCGACCUCUGCGGCCUGGCCAGGCACCACCGCCAGUGCUGCGAGGAGGAGGAACGCAUCUUCGCGGUAACCAUCAGCGACGGCGUGCUGGCGGCCAUGUCGGCCAGCGAGCGGCAGGCGUUCGAGAGCGACCUCCGCCAGCUGGAGUACGAGACGGACGCGUGCGUGGAGGUCCUGAGCAACCCGGACGGGGAGCUGGACUGCGCGAUAUUCCGCGGGGCCGGGGCAGACGUGGAUUUCCAGGCCGCGUCGGGACUCCUACGUGAGCUCCUGCUGUUCCACUGCUGCUCCAUGACAUCGCGUGGGACUGCGGCAUGGAUGCCUGCCCGUGCGACCACUGUCCCAGCGCCUGAAGCUCGACGCCGCGGCCGCGGGCCGCAUCGUCCCACGUCCACGUGCAGCGCCCCGACGCCCCGCGGAGGGCGCCGCGCCGGCCCUGCGCCACCGCGGCGCGGGAGGCCCGCCCGCCUCGGCUGCACGCAGGGAGGGGCCCCUCGUCGGAGGUUCGCAUCUGGCCCCCUAUCUGCAGGGCUCGUUCCGACUCCUCCGAUUCGAUCCGAUCCGACUUCCGGGGGCCUGGCCUAUGCCCUGCCUGC